Messenger RNA from Lutzomyia longipalpis, 778 nucleotides. It is a transcript of the gene Obp84a, whose product is annotated as general odorant-binding protein 84a. Bases 66 to 593 code for a protein of 175 amino acids. The record is from RefSeq and is a predicted model, not a curated record. Lineage: Eukaryota; Metazoa; Arthropoda; Insecta; Diptera; Psychodidae. Gene Ontology annotation, molecular function: odorant binding. The transcript is spliced from 3 exons.
AUCCAUUAUUCAUUUGAGACUUUAGUGCAUUCACACUGAUUCUUAUCUGUGGAUUUUACAAUUUAAUGAAAGAUUUUUCUUCAGUGAGAACAACGAUGUUUAGGAAAAUCUCAACGGUCUACUUUCUUGCGCUCGUGUUAUUUGUGGUACUCAUUGAGCAUGGAAGUGGUACAAAAAUGCUACAACAGCCUGGAGGAGGGUCUGGAGCAGCAGCAUCAGCUUCUUCUACCAGCCAGAAGCGCUCAAAUGAAAUGACCCCCAUUGAGGCAAUGUCGAUGUGCAAUGAAAGUUUUCGCACUACAGAAGAAUACCUCGAUCAACUAAAUAAAACAGGAAGUUUCCCAGAUGAGACCGACAAGACCCCAAUGUGCUUCAUAAAAUGCUACUUGGAAAAAAUGAACAUUCUCAGUGAUGAGGGUGAUAUCAACGAUGUUAAAAUCUUCGAGAUGUUCCCCAGUAUGAAUAGCGAUACAAUUGAUGACUGCAAGAAGGAAAUGGACCAGUCAAACAAUGUCUGCGAAAAGGUAUAUUUUCUCGUGCGUUGCGUGAUGACUCGACUUCUUGUUGAUGGAAGGAGCACCGACAAUAAAUAGAGAGGAUGUUAAACACGUGUAAUGCAAGGAAAAAAAUUUGGGGCGUUUGUUUUAGAUCUUUGUAAAUAGAUAUCACUUGACAUUGCGUAAUAUACCCUUAAAUGUUAGUACAAUACAUUAAUUAGUGCUUUUACUAAUAAAUUGUGUGCAAAUUAAAGCGCCAAAAAUGGCGAUAAACAAGAAAA